Daktulosphaira vitifoliae (grape phylloxera) is the source of this 1595-nucleotide messenger RNA. RefSeq lists its product as uncharacterized. NCBI's taxonomy places the organism in Eukaryota, Metazoa, Arthropoda, Insecta, Hemiptera, Phylloxeridae. The transcript is spliced from 10 exons. The record is from RefSeq and is a predicted model, not a curated record. Bases 534 to 1490 code for a protein of 318 amino acids.
AUCGAAACCAACAGUCAAAAAAAAUUAUUGUAGUUUUUCCUACGAUUUUCUGUAUAUUAUACUCAUUAUAUGUCACAUUUAUAAAAUGUAACUCAUAAAUUUUAAUACACGUUUUUAUUGCCGUUUAAGCUUUGUACACAUGAAGACACAAGCGCAGUCAUUAUAAAUAUUUAUCUCAUUUUAAAAUGGUUUUUUUUAAAAUCUUUAUACAUUUAUUUGUACAAGUUUUAUUGACUUGUAAUAUUUUCACAAAAAUAUAAUACAAUUUUUGAUCAAAAAAUUUUAGUGAACAUAUAAAUGACCAAAUUGUUUAGAAAUUGCGCAAACUAGUUUAAAGUAUUAGCUUUUAUUACAUCUUAGAAUAAUAGUUCACUCUUAAUCAGUGAAAUAACUUAUAAAUAAAAAUGAGUUUGCUGAAUCAAUUGAUUUUUUUUAUUAGUUUUUGUUUAGCUUUUCAAGAGAGUCUCAAAUUGGCACAAGAUCUUAAUCCUACAUGUGUUGUUUGACAAUAUACAUCAUAUGAGAUAGAAGUCAUGGCACUUAUAAAUUUGGAAGCCUUGUUUCGUGAAUGCGAUUAUGACUUAUGUGAAAUUUGUCAUCUAUUGAAACCAGAAAUAAUUUUAAAACCUUGUUUACACCGAGUGUGUGUAACUUGUGCUUUUGAAGCGAAAAAUAUAUGUACGAUCCCAUCAUGCAAAAAAUGGACAAAUAAUUUCGAAAGUUUUAAUGAUAACGGCUUAUGUUACUCUUGCAAAGAAGAAGCAUCUACAGUAACAACGUUUCCUUGUUUUCAUAAAGUUGGCAAUAUUUGUGCUAAUGAAUCAUACUCACCUUUUCAUAGAUGUCCACAAUGUGGCAUCAAAGCUAGUUAUUUUUUUAAAUUAGUAAGACUGAAAAAUGAUUGCCAAAACUGCAGUGACGAACUUGCUGUGAAAAAAAUGAAGCAUUGUAACCAUUUUAUUGGACAGAUUUGUAUAAAUAGAAACAAAACUAAUAAGUGUCCAGUAAAAAAUUGUAAUCAUAUUCAAGAUCAUUCUUCGGAAAAUGACAGUGAACAAACAUGCUGUAUUUGUCGAUUAGAAAAAACAUUGAGUGUAACAUUAAGUCCAUGCUAUCAUAAAAUAUGCAAUGAUUGUGCUAAUGAGCUAUCACUCCAAAAAAAUUAUAUAUGUCCACUAUGCAGAGAACCAAUAAAACGUUUUAAAAACAUAGAGUUAAUAGAAAGAUGUGCAUGCAAAGAAGAACUUCGACACGUUGUACUAAAACCUUGCCUUCACAGAAUAGGUAUAAUCUGUGCUGAUUAUAUUAGUAAUAAAAGUGAAUAUCAUCCAAAGUGUCCAAUAUGCCGCGUAAAAGUUGAAGAAUUCUGUCACGAUGAACCACUCAUAAGAAAUGCAUUAAAUCCAUCAAAUUUAAGGCGUAUGAAAAAUGUAACGUCACAUUUUUUGAGUGUAUACAAUUUAUUAGGUUUUUCUAGAAUUGAAUACUAGUAAAAUAAAGAAGGUGUAUUGACAAGAAGAAAAUUAUUCAGGAUUUUUUUCUUGAACAAUGUACAUUGUAAAAUUUAUAAAGUUUAGUAUAAUUAUAAACAUAUA